AUGUUUCUUUGCCCUUCGCUCAUCUUUCUCUUCCUUUUCUUUUUCAUCGUUCUUCUUUUACUUUAUCUUUCUUCACCCACUCUUCUUCUCCUCUUCUCUUCCCUUGUCAUUUCCUUCUCUCCUCCUCUUCGACUAUUCAUUCUUUUUUUCUCGUUUUCCUCAUCCAUUUUUUCUCCUUUCUUCCUUUUCUCUCGUUUCUUCUUCUUCUUCUUCUUCAAACUUCAUUUUUCUUCUCCCUUUUUUCGAUUCCAUUCUCGUCAUGCCUCUCGCUAUUUCUCUUUCCAUUUCUCUUUUUUCUGUUUUUCUUCUUCCUUUCUUUUUCUUUUAACCAUUUUUCUUUCGUUUCUCUUUCUUUUACUUCUUCCUCUUUCAUUAUUCUUCUUCUCCUGCUCCCUUCCUCAUUUCUUCUUUCCUCCUUCCCUCCUUCUCUUCCUUAAUCGGUUCUCUCUCCCUUACUCUUACUCUCCUUUCCCCCUCUUUCUCUGUUCUUCUUGUCUGGCAUCUUUUCUCUCGUCUCCGUUCUUCUCCCUCAUAUGUCACCUCCCUUCCUCUAGUGUUGUUCUCCCUUCCCCACUUUUUCUCUUCUUUCCAGCUCUUACUCUCCUCUUCUUCAUCCUCAUGCCCCGCUCCUUCUUCCAAUUCCUUUGUUCUCCUCCUACUACCUUCUACUCUCACAUUUCCUCCCCUUCCUCUUUUUUUACUCUUUCUUCAAUUUACCUUCCGUUGCAUUAG
This is a messenger RNA of Acanthosepion pharaonis, 732 nucleotides long. NCBI's taxonomy places the organism in Eukaryota, Metazoa, Mollusca, Cephalopoda, Sepiida, Sepiidae. The record is from the annotation of a GenBank genome assembly.